AUGUCUCUCCUUGCCAUAUCCAUCAUUUACCUAAAACAAGCUCUAAACCUUGUGGCAGACUUAAAGCAGUUGAGCUAUCAAUGUUCAGGAGACAACUAUGACCUUGAGCCUGAGUGGUUGGACAGUGUGCAGAAAAAUGGAGAAUUAUUUUAUUUAGAAUUAAGUGAAAGUGAAGAAGAAGUUCUGCUUCAGAACAGCUGUCCAGAAGUGCCAGCAGUGAAUCAUGUCAGAUUUCGGGAAAACGAAGCUGAAAUCAUUCAAGAGGGAUCACGAAAGGAAAGGAAGUAUGAACUGAAGAAAUGGACCAAAAUGUUAAAAAAGAAGAGUCUUUUACCAAAGAGUUCUGGUAAGAAGGGCAGUGGAAGCUGCAAUGAGCACCCCUCUGGUCCUACUUCCAUAUUGAAGCACCGCUCUGCUCAGAAAGUGGAUGUCACCGUUCAGCAAAAGUACAAAGAUGUGUCUGUUUAUGUAAAUCCCAGAAAACUCUACAGUGCUGGGGAAGAAGAGCAGCAGAGGCUGCUGGAAGCCUUAGUAGGGAUUGUCCAUCAGUCUUCAUGGAGCAGCAGAAGAGUGGAAAAACAAGGCAGGAAGGAUAAAGGCACCAGAGGAGUCAGUGAAGAGAAGCUUGUGGUACAUGGCUUGGUGCCAGGUAGUUCUGCAAUGAAAACAGGUCAAAUCCUGAUUGGAGAUGUUCUUGUUGCUGUAAAUGAUGUCGAUGUGAAUUCUGAAAACAUAGAGAGAGUUUUGUCUUGCAUUCCAGGUCCUAUGCAGGUUAAACUGACGUUUGAGACCUCGGUAUUUGAGCCUGAAGGGACUUGUGAGCAAAGGAACAAACAAACACAGUCAAGUAUGAACAACCUGGUUCGAUUGCUGUGGGGAGAGGACACUUUGGAGCCUCAGCAGGAUGUGCCUCACAUUGUCAUGUUCCUCACACUCAAACUGGACUCUGAAACAUCCAAGGAUGAGCAAGAAAUUAUUUAUCAGUACCCCAUAUCUGAAGCAUCCCAAAAACUGAAAAGUGUGAGAGGGAUAUUUCUCACACUGUCUGACAUACUGGAAAGUGUUACUGGUACCGAGAUUAUCAGUUCCUCCCUGUUCUUAUGUGAAAAACUGGUUCAAGUUGUUUACUGGAAAGAAUCUGACAAGUUGCUCGUAAUUGGCCUUCCUGAAGAAAAUGUGCCACUUUAUCAGCUAAGGAACAUGAUUCAGAAUGUUGUCAGGACCUUGACAUUCAUGUACAGUUCUUUGGACAGUGCUUUUUGCCAGGUGGAAAAUGUUUCUCGCUUGGAUCAUUUUUUCAACCUGUUCUUCCAGCGUGCUCUCCAUCCUGCAAGGCUCCAGGCUGGCAGCAGCCCCAGUGCCCAGCUCCAGGAUCCCUGCAGUGCCCUGCUCCCGGGCAGCCUCCCCGGGCUGCGCUGGCUGACGCUGCCCCAGCAAGUCAAGAUGGAAAUUGACACAGCACUGAGUGAUCUGGAAGCAGCUGACUUUGCAGAGCUGUCUGAAGAUUAUUAUGACAUGAGAAGAUUAUAUGUGAUCCUGGGCUCUUGUCUCUUUUACAAGGGUUACUUGAUUGGCAAUCACUUGCCCAAGGAAGACCUCGUUGAUGUGGGUUUCUAUUGCCAGCACUACUGCCUGUUAUCCCUGGCAGCAGAGCAGAGGAUCGGGCAGUUGGUGAUUUGGCGGGAGGUGUUCCCACAGCAUCACCUGCAGCCCUGCGAGGAGUCGAGUUCCACAGGAUACAGGGAACCUGAAGCAAGAUACUUCUUACUCAUAGUUGGCUUGAGACACUUUGUCCUGUGUGUCCUGCUGGAGGCAGGGGGCUGUGCAUCCAGAGCUAUUGGGAACCCAGGGCCAGACUGUAUCUAUGUAGACCAGGUGAAAGCAACCAUUCUCCAGCUGGAAGGAAUAGAGGCCAGCAUCGAGGAAAGGCUGGAUUCUCCCUCCAUGCCACCUUUAGCCUGUGCUGACUGGUUCCUUCCUGCAGCACGGGACAGACUGGAGAGCUUGAGCACCUCCCCAAUGCUGAGCAAGCUGCAGAGCUCCUCCUGCAAAGCUGGGAGCACUGCAGGGAGCAAGAGGAGCCUCUUUGGGGACACUCUGCACACCCCGAGGAGCAGCGGGGCGGCUGAGCAGGGCAGCGAGGGGCCCGCCGAGGAGGAGAGCACCAAUCCACAGCCUCUGCUGGAGCAGGCCACUAGGAAAAAACACACCCUGCCAAACCCAUUUCAUUCAGGAAACCUGAAAAAGAACUCUUCAGAGAAAGAUACAGAACUUCCUAAUGCUAUGAAGUUGACAUCUGGUCCUGAGAACACCCUCUUCCAUUAUCUGUUUUUGGAGACAAUGCAAGGAAUCUUUAUUACUCCAACUCACAAAGAAGUAGCCCAGCUUGGUGGCUCCAUCCACCCUCAGUUAAUUGAGAAUUUCUACCAGUGCUGCCUUUCAAUCCGCUCCAUUUUCCAGCAGUCCAUGAAGAAAGAGGUAUGGAAAUUUGGAUUUCUUUACUUUUACUAUCAUGCUGUUUUACAGAAAAAGAAGGCAGGCAGUGGGAUUGCAGAUUUCAGUACGGCGGCUGAGGACCCAGGGCUGGUAAGAGAACAUGGACUGCUGUUUGAGUGCUCUCCUGAAAACUGGACUGACCAGAAGAAACCACCACCAACAAUGAACUACUGGGUUGUGGGGAGACUCAUUCUCCAUCCCAAACCUCAGGAGUGUUACGUGUGUUUCCAUGACUCAGUGACAGAAGCUGCUGUGGAGCUGGCCUUUAAACUGUCCUUUGGCUUAGCUGCAUAGCUGAGCUUCCUGCACACUCAGGCAUCCUGCAGGGUGGUAUUCAUUCUUUAAAAUAUCCCAUAUAAAGGGAAAUGAACUCAAUUUGGGUGCCACCCAUGGGGCAUCUUUGAAAUGCUUUAAAAAAAUCAAAUACCUUGUGGUAUGACACAGUUAAAACUUCAGUGGUGCUUCUGAUGAGCUCAUCAAUUGAAUGCUAAUUUUCAGAGAACCAAAGUUCUUAUUUUUAUAUGCUGUCACUUUUUUUUUUAUGCUGGUCAUAACUUUAUUAUAUGAAAAUGCCAGAUCCUUUGUUUGUUCACUGCUGUUCAGUGUUCAAUAUGAAACAUAAAAUGGUAAGCUGAUCUUCAAAGUACUCCAUGAACAUAGAAAUUGGUGGUAGAGGAAAAAAAUAUUUCCCCAGUUACUUAAAAUUUUGCACCUCUGAAGGCCUGAGAAACCCUAAAUGUUUUCAGUAGCAUUGUGUUAAUCAAAACAGAGACAAAUCUUUUAGACAAUUCCUGGCACUUAGCCUCACAAAACUGAUGGUUUACUAUUUUUGCUCUCCUGCACACUUCAAGGACUGUAGUGUGGUUGAUGUUUUACUUGACUCCAUGAGUUUUAACUAUAAAUAAUGCUUAAAUUUGUUCAAAUGCCAUUUUGAAGACACAAAAAAAGAAGAGGGGCGGGCAGGGUGGUUUUAAGAUGUGCGUGGACUUGGCUUAUUUUAUAUUCAUAAUUUCAUAAUAAAAAUGUAUAUUUGUUCAAGAAC
Molecule: messenger RNA, 3538 nt
Organism: Agelaius phoeniceus (red-winged blackbird)
Lineage: Eukaryota; Metazoa; Chordata; Aves; Passeriformes; Icteridae
Source: RefSeq, a predicted model, not a curated record